This is a messenger RNA of Lathyrus oleraceus (garden pea), 465 nucleotides long. Its product is annotated as protein MAIN-LIKE 2-like. Gene Ontology annotation, biological process: meristem development; meristem maintenance. The transcript is spliced from 3 exons. The record is from RefSeq and is a predicted model, not a curated record. NCBI's taxonomy places the organism in Eukaryota, Viridiplantae, Streptophyta, Magnoliopsida, Fabales, Fabaceae. The coding region runs from base 1 to 465 and encodes 154 amino acids.
AUGUCUUUGUUGUGGAUGGGCGAAUCACACCGUGGGACGGCGACAAACAUUGUCGAAUACGAAGACGAUAGGUUCCGGGUCCAUUUGCAUACAUACAUUCAACCAAAUGCGGUUAUAAUACUGUAUUUAGAACUAGCCGGUUUUGCAAAUGUGGCCAAGAUUGCAAUUCUAAAAGUAGAUUCUAAAUUAAUUGUUGCAUUGUUAGAGAGAUGGAGACCUGAGACACAUACCUUUCAUUUACCAACGGGUGAAUGUACUAUCACUCUAAAGGAUGUGAGUAUGUUACUCGAUCUCCGAAUUAAUGGUAAAGUUGUUAAUGGCCCAACAAACGUAAUCAAUGAUGUUUACAUGGAGAAUUUGGGCAUCGAACCAACAACUUCAGAUAAAAAUGGGGCUUCUGUCAAAAUUGUUUGGUUAGAAGCCAUAAGAGUCACAAUUUAUUACAUUCUUCUUGGUUACCUUUAG